Molecule: messenger RNA, 930 nt
Organism: Cyclopterus lumpus (lumpfish)
Lineage: Eukaryota; Metazoa; Chordata; Actinopteri; Perciformes; Cyclopteridae
Gene: myoz1a
Product: myozenin 1a
Exons: 5
Coding region: 1-930 (309 amino acids)
Cellular component (GO): Z disc; actin cytoskeleton
Molecular function (GO): actin binding; FATZ binding; telethonin binding
Source: RefSeq, a predicted model, not a curated record
AUGUCUCUGGGAAAACCUGCCCCACUAAACAAGAGGAAAAAGCUCUCCAGGAUCAUAACUGACUUAUCGCAUAUUCCUCAGGAUGAGUAUGAUUCAGAGCCGGAGGCGUCUGAGUUCGACCUGGGAACAAAGAUCAGGACUCCCAAAGACAUCAUGCUGGAGGAGCUUUCCCUGAUGAAGAACAAAGGCUCAAAGAUGUUCAGGAGGAGGCAGAAGAGAGUGGAGAGGUUCAUCUACGAGAACAACCCCGACAUCUUCUGCAGUGAGUCUAUGGACAACCUCCAGAAGUUUGUUCCCUCUCUGGGAGGUCAGAUUGGAGGUGACAUGAUAAACGUCGGAGGAUGUUUUGUCAGCAAACAGGUUGGACUGCAGACUUUUGGAGGGAUGCAUGGUAGAGGAGGAGGGGCCCCUGUGCCGCCUCCGAAGCCUGGAAGCAAAGGUGCACGAGCAGGAGGUGCAGGAGGACUGGGUGGGGGCGACCAUGGAAACGGGGGACAAGGAGAAGGAGCGAGUGAGUGGUCCCCACUGAAAGGUGGAAGCAAUGAUGCAUCAUCUAAGAAGCUGCUUCUUAUGAAGACGUACAAGUCGCCAUGGGAGAAGGCCAUGAAGGGGGAUGAAAUCCUGAUCGCCACUAUGAAAACAGGAAUGCCUGGUCCUAUUGAAAAAACCGAUGCGCAAAAGUACAAAUGCUUCAACAGGUCCGCCAUGCCCUACGGCGGCUUCGACAAGGCCAACCAGUUCAUGAAAUUCCAGCUGCCAGAACGUGAUGCCAAACAGGAGGCGGAGGCCGCAGUGGUGUACCAGCACGACAUCGACUGCCGGCCUUCCUUCAACCGCACUCCCAUUGGCUGGGUGGGCAACGGAGAGAACGGCACCAUUGACAUGGAGACAGAUGCCGUGGUCUUCGACGGAGAGACCGACGAGCUGUGA